Molecule: messenger RNA, 1175 nt
Organism: Staurois parvus
Lineage: Eukaryota; Metazoa; Chordata; Amphibia; Anura; Ranidae
Source: the annotation of a GenBank genome assembly
CACAAAGAGAAUGAAGACAAGUGGAAGAGGCUCUCCCGUCAGAUAGCCGACAUCAUUCUGCCCAUGUUGUCAAAGCAGCAGAUGCACAUAGACUCCCAUGACGCCCUGGGUGUGUUGAACACUCUGUUUGAAACUCUUGCUCCCUCUUCCUUACGUCCUGUAGACAUGCUACUGAGAAGUAUGUUUGUCAUCCCAUACACUAUGGCCUCUGUAAGCACCGUCCAGCUCUGGAUAUCUGGAAUCCUGGCCAUCCUCAGAGUUCUCAUCUCACAGUCUACAGAGGAUAUUGUUCUUUCCCGGAUCCAGGAGCUCUCCUUCUCCCCACUUCUCAUCUCAUGUCAGAAUAUUGCCAAAUUGCGGGAAAGAGACUAUACCCAACAAAGUACUGAGAACUGUGCCGAGCAGAGCCAGGAAAAGGCCCCACCUGAGGAGACAUUCUCUCGGUUCCUGUUACAGCUUGUGGGAAUUCUCCUUGAGGACAUAGUACACAAGGAACUAAAGGUGGACCUGACUGAACAGCAGCAUACGUUUUACUGCCAGCAGCUAGGCACCCUGCUCAUGUGCCUGGUCCAUAUCUUCAAAUCAGGAACAUUCCGAAGAAUAACUAAUGCAGCUACACGACUUUUCAAGGGAGAUGGUGACAGUGGGAACUACUACUACACUUUGGAGAGCCUUAGUGACCUUGUAGAAUCCAUGUUUCCAACGCACCCUUCCCUAGUGCUGCUGUGGUGCCAGUUCCUGCUGCUCAUAGACUACACCAACUACAACUGGUGGUCCGAAGUACAUCAGACGCUCAAGAGGAACAGCCUGUCUAGUACCAAACUGCUGCUAAGCCCCCAGAUGUCAACUGACAGUGAUGAGCCUGAACAGGAGUCCAAACUUGGCAUGUGUAACCGGGAGAUAGUGCGGAGAGGAGCCCCCUCAUCCUGUUCUGUGAUUAUGUGUGUCAGAACUUGCAUGAUUCAGAGCAUCUUACCUGGCUGAUAGUCAAUCACGUUCAAGAUCUCAUCAACCUGUCACAUGAACCUCCAGUGCAGGAUUUCAUUAGUGCAAUACACAGAAACUCAGCUGCCAGUGGUCUCUUCAUCCAGGCCAUACAUUCUCGCUGUGAGAAUCUAGCAACGCCAACAUCUCUGAAGAAGACAUUGCAGUGCUUGGAAGGCAUUCACCUGAGU